AUGUCGGACCAGUCACCUCCUCCGAAGCGGAUUCGGCUUGGCUCGCUUGCAGACGGCUUCCGUGGUGGAAGAAUCCGCCCGUUCAGUAAUUUGAGUCCAGGCCAUGCAUCUGAGCAGCAACUACAUGCUGCAGCACAGCAGACAGCCAGACGACUCAAUUCAGCAGGGUCUGCAGAGGACCGGCGCCAGCAAACGGCAGCUGCUGUUGAUACACAGUUGGAGGAGCAGCCCCAGGAUGCUGUGCCUUCUGCUGCAGAAGUACGGGAGAGAUGGCGGCGGCAGAAAGCUGUGCAGCGUGCGUCAGCCCUUCCUGAGUUACGGUUGUUGCAGCGGCAGCAGGAUGCUGCACGGCACGCGGGUGCACGUGCCGAUCCGGAUGUGAGGGCGCGGGAGCAGCUGCGUAACACUGCACAGCAUGCAGCUGUGCAUGCUGACCCGGCGGUGAGGGCACAGCAGCAGUUGCGUGAUGCUGCACAGCAUGCAGCUGCACAUGCUGACCCGGAGGUGAGGGCGCAACAGCAGCUGCAUAACACUGCACAGCAUGCCACUGCACAUGCUGACCCGGAGGUGAGGGUGCAGCAGCAGUUGCGUGAUGCUGCACAGCAUGCAGCUGCACGUGCUGACCCGGAGGUGAGGGCGCAGCAGCAGCUGCGUGAUGCUGCACAGCAUGCAGCUGCACGUGCUGACCCGGAAGUAAGGGCAUUCCAGCAGCAGCGGAACACAGCACAGCAUGCGGCUGCACGGCAGGCGCAGCAGCAUAACCAGCAGGCCGCCCCUAGGGAUACACUAUUAGCUCGCAUGCACCGUCUCCUGCGGUUCAUGGACCUCCAUCAGGAUGAAGCCAUUGACUUGCCCGACUUUCUUUUGGCGCUUCCAGAAGGCCGCGUGCAGGACCUUCCUGGCGGCCAGUUGCCGCUUGACAGGCAGGUACCAUACGCAGUACAGCUGCAAUGUGCAUCGACCAUGGCUGCUGCUUUGCGCCGGCGCAUGCCCUCCCGUGUCUGUGCUGUGUGCUCGGAAGUGUGCUCGGAGGACCAGUCGGCGGUGCUGCCCUGGAUGGAGAUCCCCAACGUUGACAUUUUACGUGCAGACAUCAUGUGUACGGACACUGUGCAGCGCUGCGUCUGUAUUUUUUUCGGUCGUCUAUAUCCUGAAGACCCGUCUAUUAGACGAGUCAUCUACAAUAGUUCGUCUAAAGUCGAGUCGUCUAUACAUGUCGUCUAUAGUCGAUUCAUCUAUUGUAGAUGA
Molecule: messenger RNA, 1248 nt
Organism: Volvox carteri f. nagariensis
Lineage: Eukaryota; Viridiplantae; Chlorophyta; Chlorophyceae; Chlamydomonadales; Volvocaceae
Exons: 1
Coding region: 1-1248 (415 amino acids)
Source: RefSeq, a predicted model, not a curated record